CAAAACACACAGAAACAGCUGAGACAUUGGAGAGGAAGGUUGUGAACGGUUUUCUUCGGUAUUCGGAUGCGCUGCUUCUCCACCUUGUCAAUUAAGACGAAUUCCAUCAACGCGUUCGUUUACGAAAAAUAAUUACUUCGCAUUAUGUUGAGUCUUAUUGCUCCGCAAUAGAGAGCAGUAAUUAUUCUUGAGAACACAGUGUUAGAACUAUAAUUGAGUGAAAUCUAAAGUGCCUUGAAAGUGAAAGAUUUCUUGCCACCUGCCUCGACAUUAUGUGUGGCGUGUAUCGAAUGAUUCAUCCGCGUUCUAUUCGUGAUGCACUGAAGUAGAAAUUAACAAUUCCAUCCAUCGCAGUGAAAAAUCACAUGGUGUUGAGAAAGCGGAUGAGUUGGAGUGCAGUGAGUCAGACGCAAAGCAUUUAAAACAAAACGUGGCGUUAUAAUUAUACCUGUAUCGGUACAAAUGAGUGUUGCGUGUCGUAGAAUACAAGUUCAAGUAAUAUCCGACUAGCCGAAAUACCGCAUGCCGUUAUAAAUGGUCGGUUCUAAUGGGAUACCAUCUGAGGUGACGCCGUUGAAAAUUCAAGUGCAAACAACACACCGUGGCGGCAGUUAUCAAAUCCAGCCUGUACAUCAGCACCAAGCGGGAAUCGUUGAUGCUGGUGGCGAUAGUCCCAGCAAUAGCACAACCAACAGUGCCGUUUCUAACUCGAAUAGUGAAGUGCCUAUCACUAGCAGUGGCCGCAGCAACGCCAUGGAUGACACCAAGCGUAUAUUAAUCCGAGUGGGAAUAGAUUUUAUCAUCCUCUGCUGUGUUGGAUUCCCCAUCCUGAUAUUUUACCUCGCAGGCCAGCCGUAUGAACGAGGAUUUUUCUGCGACGAUGAGUCACUUAUGCAUCCAUUUCGCGAUUCUACCGUUACGAAUUGGAUGCUGUACAUCAUUGGAAUUGCAGUUCCCGUAUUGGUGAUAAUCGGUACGGAAUUGGUACGAGCGCACGUGAAAAAGUCAGAUGCUGAGCCGUUGAAGGUUUACAACAUCACUAUUCCAUACUGGGCGGUAGAGGCUUAUAAAUCGAUCGGAAUGUUUGGUUUCGGAGCCGCCUGUAGCCAGCUGUUGACCGAUGUGGGGAAAUAUACCAUCGGUCGACUGCGGCCUCACUUCUUUGAUGUUUGCAAACCCCGGAUGUCUGACGGAUCAACUUGCAAAGAUGCAAUAAAUCAUGGCCGUUACAUUGAGGAUUUCGUAUGUGCAAAUGUGGACUCUACCCCGCGUAUGGUGAAGGAGAUGCGUUUGUCAUUUCCAAGUGGACAUUCCAGCUUUUCGAUGUAUACCCUUGUAUAUUGCGCUAUCUACCUUCAAUCUCGCAUGAACUGGCGAGGAUCCAAACUGUUAAAACAUUUUCUUCAGUUUCUUCUGAUUAUGCUUGCAUGGUACACUUGUCUCAGUCGAAUAUCCGACUAUAAACACCACUGGUCUGAUGUAUUGUCCGGAGCGAUUUUGGGCUCGUUGGUGGCAAUUGUUGUUUCAAACUACUGCUCGGAUUUAUUCGAUGCACGACGGAAACGUGCAGCUGCUUUGCCCCAAAUGCGUUACGAACUUAGUCCAAAUCAUGCCAUUCCUAAUGGUAACCAGUCAGGUGACAUUAACAGGGUCUAAACGCGCUGCAGUACAAGAAAUCGGUUCAAAAUCAAACAAUGAGUGUCUUUGAAAUGAAUUGAAAUAUUCUGCUACAAUAUUUAUUGUAUAGUGAUAAAUCUAAUUUAUUUUACUAUAGUUAAUGCAUACCGAAACGAAUGAUUUUAAAAGACAGAGUUAUUUAUUGUAAAAGAGUAAACGAACUAGAACAGUUCUUUUGAUGGUUUUUAAAACUAAUGCUGCAUUUAGUAAGAUACAUUCUAAAAUCAUGCUAUGAGAUAAAUUAAAAGUGAGAAAGAAUAUAGCAAUAUACUGUAUUUCUGGUUAUACUGAAUAUCAGUAAUGCUUCUAAAUUGUAUUUUACUACUUAGAAUAGGUCUAUUAUUAAAACAUUUAAGUAUGAAAA
This is a messenger RNA of Toxorhynchites rutilus septentrionalis, 2041 nucleotides long. Its product is annotated as putative phosphatidate phosphatase. Lineage: Eukaryota; Metazoa; Arthropoda; Insecta; Diptera; Culicidae. Gene Ontology annotation, biological process: phospholipid dephosphorylation; phospholipid metabolic process; signal transduction. Bases 535 to 1656 code for a protein of 373 amino acids. The transcript has 7 exons. The record is from RefSeq and is a predicted model, not a curated record. Gene Ontology annotation, molecular function: phosphatidate phosphatase activity.